CAGAGACGGCAUAUAAGUGACAGUAACACGUACUUGGAAAACAUUUCGGAAUCGCCAAAUGAUAGGGCCUUAAAUUCCCGUUUUGAUUAAUCAGUAUUUAUAUUAACGACACCUGUAGAAAGUACUAGAAAGUUAAAUAAGAUGUCGGAUGCUAUAGCCAGUAAAGAAGAAGCUGCCAAGAUCUUUGAUAGGUUAAAAAAGGAUCCAGCUAACCAAGUAUGUUUUGAUUGUCCCAAUAGAAAUCCAACUUGGACAUCUAUCCCAUUUGGAAUCUUUUUAUGUUUAGAAUGUUCAGCAGUUCAUAGAAAUUUGGGAGUUCAUAUUUCAUUUGUCAAAUCUUCUAAUUUAGAUUCAUGGCAAAGAAUUCAAUUGAGAAAUUUUAAAUUUGGUGGGAAUCAACAAGCUAAGGAAUUUUUCCAAAAGAAUGGUGGUUCACAAUAUGUUAAUAAUAAAAAUAAUGUUGAUGCAACUGCUAAAUAUUCAUCUCCAGUUGCUAAUAAAUAUAAAGAAAAAUUAAAGCAAAGAGCUUUAAAAGAUGCUGAAAAGCAUCCUGAUGUGGUAACUUUAGAUGAUAUUACUGACAAUUUUUCAUUAAAUGAUUCUAAUGGUGAAUCAUCUACUGAUGAUUUCUUUUCAAAUUUUAGUAAACCAAUCAAUUCAACUCCUUCACCAUUAUCAUCCAGAAAUAUCACUCCAAACGCAUCAUCUGAUGAUUUAACAUUAAAGAAAAAGGCAGUAACAACUAGAACUUCAUCUUCAGUUGUUACUUCAUCAAGAUUAAAGAAUAAUGGUACUGCUGCCAAAAAGUCAAUUCUAUCCGGUAAAGGUAAUGGUCCAAGAACUACCAGGGCUAUCAGAAAAGUCAAUAAAGGUGAAAGUGAAGAUAUUGAUUUUGAUGAAAUUGAAAGAAAGGCUAAACAAGAAGCAGAAGAAGCUAAAAAAUUAGGUUAUAAUCCUAGUGCAGAAGAACCAAAAUCAACAACUUCUACUGUUCCAGCUGCUGGUCCAAGAAAAACAUCAUUAUCUUUAUCAUCAACUAAGAAGGAAACUAAUUCCGCUCCAUCUAUUCAAGAAACCACCGUUCAAUUUCAAAAAUUGGGAUUUGGUAUGGUUCAAGGUGAUAAUAAAGUAUCAAAUGGUCCAACUAAACAAUAUAAAGAAGUCAAAUAUACUGGAGAAGUAACCAAUAAAUUCGGUACUCAAAAGGGUAUUUCAUCAGACGAAUUCUUUGGUAGAGGUCCUAGAUUUGAUGAACAAGCUAAUAAUGAAGCUAAAGCAAAAUUACAAUCUUUCAAUGGAGCACAAUCUAUUUCUUCUUCAUCUUAUUUCGGUGAAGAUGAAUCUGCCAAUGGUGGUGCUGGUGGUAGUGGUACUCGUGGUAACAGAAGUACAUCUAUUUCUGGUCAAUUGGGUGAUAUUGAAGCAUCCGCUAGAGAAUUUGCUUCAAGAUUUUCUGGUAAUGCUAAUCAAGACUUGGAUGUCUUAAAGGAUGCUUUAGAAGAAGGUGCUAAUAAAUUAGGUUCAUAUUUAAGAGAUUUCUUAAGGUAGAAGAAUUCAUCCAAUCUGGUUGUUCUUUGAUAUUCAAUUAUUGGUUCAUAAUGUUUAUUGAA
Molecule: messenger RNA, 1610 nt
Organism: Scheffersomyces amazonensis
Lineage: Eukaryota; Fungi; Ascomycota; Pichiomycetes; Serinales; Debaryomycetaceae
Gene: GLO3
Product: ADP-ribosylation factor GTPase-activating protein
Exons: 1
Coding region: 142-1548 (468 amino acids)
Biological process (GO): COPI coating of Golgi vesicle
Molecular function (GO): GTPase activator activity
Source: RefSeq, a predicted model, not a curated record